AUGGGCAACGAUCAAAAAAUGGGCGCCUACUACGCCCCCAAGGGUGGUCUACCACCUCAAACACAAAUCCUCACCGACCGAGCUAUGUUUACUGAAUCAUACGCCGUCAUUCCCAAGGGCUGCUUCAGCGAUAUUGUCACCAGUUUCCUGCCCUUCUGGGAGCAGACUCGACUAUGGGUUAUUGCCCGUCCUCUAUCAGGCUUUGCCGAAACCUUCUCCCAGUACAUAAUGGAGGUUUCACCUGGAGGUGGUAGUGAUCGCGCUGAGAUGGACGACACAGCCGAGGGCGUCUUGUUUGUUGUCGAGGGUGAAAUCACUGUAUCUGUGGCCGGUGCGUCACACACUCUCGAUGCUGGUGGCUACGCUUUUCUCCCACCCAAGUGUGGCUGGACCCUCCGCAACAACUCAAGCGAGACCGCCAGCUUCCACUGGGUCCGCAAGGCCUACGAGUAUGUACCCGGCCUAGACGCCCCAGAGGCCUUCUUCGCCAAUGAGAAGGACAUUCAAGCAAGGGAAAUGCCCGACACAAACGGUGCCUGGUCUACUACCCGAUUCGUUGAUCCCACCGACGUGCGACAUGACAUGCACGUCAACAUCGUCACUUUUCAACCAGGCGGUCUCAUCCCCUUUGCAGAGACACACGUUAUGGAGCACGGUCUUUAUGUUCUAGAAGGAAAGGCUGUCUACCGUCUGAACCAGGAUUGGGUCGAGGUGGAAGCUGGAGAUUUCAUGUGGCUGCGUGCCUUUUGUCCACAGGCGUGCUAUGCGGGUGGACCUGGAAAAUUCCGAUACUUGCUCUACAAGGAUGUAAACCGUCACGCAAAGUUUCUGAGAUAG
Messenger RNA from Fusarium pseudograminearum CS3096, 837 nucleotides. RefSeq lists its product as uncharacterized. Bases 1 to 837 code for a protein of 278 amino acids. The record is from RefSeq and is a predicted model, not a curated record. Gene Ontology annotation, molecular function: ureidoglycine aminohydrolase activity. NCBI's taxonomy places the organism in Eukaryota, Fungi, Ascomycota, Sordariomycetes, Hypocreales, Nectriaceae. The transcript has a single exon.